UAGAAGCAAAGGUGAGUGAUGUGUCAAGUGACCCCAGAAGACGCUGCUGCUUACGGAAACCACAGAAUUUCUAGAAACAAAUCUGCCAUGGAUGGAUGGAUCUUCCCCGUCUCUCAAGUCUGACCUCGUUUUGUCUUGAUCGUUUUUUUACUUAUUGAGUACUGUUCUUGAGUAGGCACUCAAUCUCUCGGGAGAUUGAAACUGAUUCGAAGUGAUAAGUACUCUCUUUAAUUGUCGUCAGUGGUGUCUCCAGAAUGGAUGCAAGCAGUGUACAUGGUGAACCUUCUGCAUUGGUUGUCUCAUCUUCAGUGGAUGAUGACGAUUCAGCGUCUGCUGUCCAAGAUACUAUUGGAGAAUCAAAUGUGUCUCAGAUACUUGAGGUUGCAGGCCAUGAAGCUGGAGAUUCAGGAAAGAACCUUGCAGUGCCCGAUGUCUCUCAAGAGGCAACUGUUGCAGUGCAGGAUAAUGAAGAAAUACCAAAAAGCCAUAUAGGCCUCUCCGAAUCCAUUCCAUCAGGUACAUCAGAGGCAAACUUUGCAUCUGCAUCCGCUGUCGUUGAUACAUCUGAAAAAGCAACCCAACUGGAUGAUGCAGUUGCAUCACCCACAGAUUCAGACACAAAAAAACAACUGAAAGAACAAACUGAAACAAAUUUGAAGCCAUCUCCUGCCAAAGUUGCAGCGAGUUCUAAUGGGAGCAAUAAGUACACGGACCAAGUUCUUAGCAAUGUUGAGUUUAACAGAGGCUUAAUAGACACAACAGCCCCUUUUGAGUCUGUGAAGGCUGCAGUGUCGAUGUUUGGGGGCAUUGUUGACUGGAAAGCCCAUCGCAUGCAAAUUGUGGAGAGACGAAAAGUGAUAGAACAUGAACUUGAGAAAGCUCAGAAAGAGAUACCAUUGUACAAGAAACAGUCUGAGGAUGCUGAGGAGGCAAAGGUAAAAGUUCUGCAAGAGCUAGACAGUACCAAGAGACUUGUAGAAGAGUUAAAGCUUAAUCUGGAAAGAGUGCAACAGGAAGAGUUACAAGCAAAACAGGAUUCUGAACUUGCAAAUCUCCGAGUGAAAGAGAUGGAGCAAGGGAUUGCGGAUGAAGCUAGCAUUGCAGCCAAACAACAGCUUGAGGUUGCCCGAACGAGGCAUAUAGCUGCUGUUUCAGAACUUCAAACUGUCAAAGCUGAAUUGGAACAACUCAAGAAAGACUAUGCUGUGUUGUUGGCUGAGAGAGAUGCGGCCGUUAAAAAAGCAGAAGAAGCUGUGUCUAUAUCAAAGGAAUUUGAGAAGUCCGUAGAGGAUUUGACCAUCGAGCUUAUUUCUACCAAAGAAUCCUUGGAAAAUGCACACGCUGCACAUCUUGAGGCAGAAGAUCACAGAAUUGGAGCAGUAAUGGCAAGAGAACAGGAUGUGCUCAACUGGGAGAAGGAUUUGAAGGAGGCAGAGGAGGAACUCAAGAAAGCAACAGAACAGCUAUCAGCAUCAAAGGAUCUGAAAUUAAAAUUGGACACGGCAACUGGUUUACUGCAAGAUUUGAAAGAUGAACUGACGGCAUACAUGGAAUCGAAAUUGGAGCAAGAGACAGGGGAAGGUAAGUUGCACAAUGACGACCUCGAAGAAACUGAUAAAAAAUCUCGAGGGGAGAUUGAAGCGGCUCUUUUAGCAGCAACGAAGGAACUCGAAGAGAUAAAUCUCAAUAUUAAGAAAACAAACGACGAAGUUAACAUCUUGAAGGUGGCUGCCACAUCGCUGAAGUCAGAACUCGAAAAUGAAAAGGCUGAACUUGCUUCCAUUCAGCAGCGGGAAGGAAUGGCUUCGAUUGCAGUUGCAUCCCUUGAAGCUGAGUUGAAAAGGACAAAGUCAGAAAUUGCUGUUGUUCAGAUAAGGGAGAAAGAAGAAAGAGAGAAGAUGGUAGAGCUUCCAAAAAACCUGCAAGAGGCAGCACAAGAAGCUGAUAAGUCAAAGGAACUUGCAGAGACCGCUAGAGAUGAGCUUAGGAAUGCUAAACAACAACUGGAACACACAAAGGCAGUUGCCAGUACAGUCGAGAGUAAGCUGCGUGCAGCACAAAAAGAGAUAGAAGCUGCGAAGGCUUCAGAGGAAUUGGCGCUCGCUGCUAUAAAUGCAUUAUUGGAUAGUGACUCUGCCCAAAGGAACACGGGUGAGGAUUCACCUACCGGCGUAACACUUUCUUUGGAAGAAUAUUAUGAGCUUAGCAAACAGGCCCAUGAAGCUGAAGAGCAGGCAAACAGUCGGGUCGUUGCUGCUCUCUCUCAAAUUGAGGUUGCAAAGGAGUCUGAAAUGAAGAGCUUGAAUAAGCUGGAGGAAGCCAACCGUGAGAUGGCUGAAACUAAGGACGCCUUAGAAGCUGCAUUGCAAAAGUCCGAGAAAGCAAAAGAAGGAAAAUUGAGCAUUGAACAGGAAUUGAGAAAAUGGAGAGCUGAUCAUGAACAAAGACGAAAAGCUGGUGAAUCUGUUCUUGCAAAUAGAAGUCCAAAACAAAGUUUUGAGGAGGUAAUGGAAACCAGGAACUUUAUCAGCACACCCAAUUCAUUGGUUUUUCAACAAACACCAAGUCCAAACACAUAUGCAAGCACCACAGAAACGGAUACAUCCCCAGAAGCCAGGGUUACCAAGAAAAAGAAGAGACAACUCUUCCUGAAGAUCUUCAUGUUCCUCAAGAAAAAGAAGUCGCGUGCAUACAACUGA
Andrographis paniculata is the source of this 2699-nucleotide messenger RNA. RefSeq names its product protein WEAK CHLOROPLAST MOVEMENT UNDER BLUE LIGHT 1-like. The record is from RefSeq and is a predicted model, not a curated record. The transcript is spliced from 3 exons. The coding region runs from base 255 to 2699 and encodes 814 amino acids. NCBI's taxonomy places the organism in Eukaryota, Viridiplantae, Streptophyta, Magnoliopsida, Lamiales, Acanthaceae.